GGGUUGGGGGAAGAGUUAGCCAGCCCGAGUCGCAGUUUCACUCCCCGAUUUCUCUGCGGCGGGACCGAGACCGCCUCGGCAGGAGGCUGGCUCAUCUGCCCGCAUCACCGCCGUUCUACUACAGCCCAGCAGACUGCUCAUCACCCUUGCUAGUUGGCAGUUUCACCCCCGAAUGUAUCACAAUCCCCGCGGUGGGCACCGAAAACCCCUGGGAGCACUAAGUGGGAUGCGGUUCGGACAGUCGCGCUAAGUGACACCUCACUGGGCACAGAGCGCUCUUGCUCCUGGCCACCUUCUGAGAGGCGGUGGCGGAGGGGAUGAGCACCGGACGCGCAAAGCGACUGCCGCGAGCUAUCCCUGGGAGGUGGACGCCGAGCAAGGCUCCUCGCAGGACCGUGGGGAUCAUUACCUCCCCCAGCACGAGGUGGCGAAACCUUCCCGCUGCGCCUCCGGUCAGGAUGCUCUGGGCACCUGCCUGCUGUUGAGAUGUUCCGUUAAGCGGCUCAGCCACACGCAGCCCGGGUCUCAGGUGGGCAAUACUGAGUGGGCUUGGCUUCGGCCCCUCGUGCAGGUGGAUGAAAAGUGCCGGAGGCCUUGCAUGGGAUAAGCGUUCAAAUUUUAAGAAUCAUGGACGAAGGGACUGUGCAGUCCCGGGCCCAAGAGCAGCUGGAGGCACCUGCGGCUGUCCAAGAGAAGUGCGAGUCAGAGACCUUCAGGUCGAAGAGUUUACCAGUCCUGCACAGCGCCUCCUGCCGGCCGAAUCUCAGUGCUGGGUACGCAGAUGGCGAGCUGGCCUUGGGCUGCACGAAAGCUUUGGGUCACCAGGAGAGGCAUCGAGGACCGAACCUGAUAGUCCCUAGCCCUUCUGCCCCAUCCACUUCGGCAGGGACUGCAGCCGAAGUCAUCGACUGCAACCACAGGAUGGACCCCAGCAAAACUCUGUCGGUGUCUUCUACUCUGGCUACACUCCAGGAGAGAAGGUGUCUCUAUGUGGUCCUCACGGAUUCUCGCUGUUUCCUAGUGUGCAUGUGUUUCCUGACCUUCAUCCAGGCCUUGAUGGUCUCUGGGUACCUAAGCAGCGUCAUCACUACCAUCGAAAGGCGCUACAGCCUGAAGAGUUCCGAGUCCGGGCUGUUGGUCAGCUGCUUUGACAUAGGAAACUUGGUCGUGGUGGUAUUCGUCAGCUACUUUGGUGGCCGUGGGAGAAGGCCUCUAUGGCUGGCGGUGGGUGGACUUCUUAUCGCUGUCGGGGCUGCGCUCUUCGCCCUACCUCACUUCAUCUCGCCUCCCUACCAAAUCCAAGAGCUGAACGCUUCGGCCUCCAACGAUGGCCUUUGUCAGAAUGGCAACUCCACAGCCACCUUGGAGCCUCCUCCCUGUCCCAAGGAGUCGGGAGGAAAUAAUCACUGGGUCUAUGUGGCUUUAUUCGUUUGUGCGCAGGUUCUCAUUGGAAUGGGCUCCACACCGAUUUACACCCUGGGACCAACCUAUUUAGAUGACAACGUCAAGAAAGACAACGCAUCCUUGUACCUAGCCAUCAUGUACGUCAUGGGAGCACUUGGCCCUGCAGUAGGAUACUUACUAGGUGGGCUACUCAUUGGUUUUUACGUCGAUCCCAGAAAUCCUGUUCUCCUCGAUCAGAACGACCCUCGUUUCAUCGGAAACUGGUGGAGCGGAUUCCUCCUUUGUGCCGUUGCCAUGUUUCUUGUGAUAUUCCCAAUGUUUACUUUUCCAAAAAAGCUUCCGCCUCGACACAAGAAAAAGAAAAAGAAAAAAUUUUCUGCUGAUGUCGUUAGCGACGAUGACGUCACCAAGGAGAAAUCAAUCACGAGUGAACAAGUCAACAAAAAGGUUUCCUCAAUGGGCUUUGGAAAGAAUGUCAGAGACCUCCCAAGAGCAGCUGUCAGGAUCUUAAGCAACAUGACAUUCCUUUUUGUGAGUUUGUCAUACACAGCUGAGAGUGCCAUUGUCACCGCUUUCAUUACCUUCAUCCCCAAGUUCAUCGAGUCCCAGUUUGGUAUCCCAGCUUCCAAUGCCAGCAUCUACACUGGUGUCAUCAUUGUCCCCAGCGCUGGUGUUGGCAUCGUCCUGGGAGGCUACAUUAUAAAAAAAUUGAAGCUUGGUGCGAGAGAAUCUGCUAAACUAGCGAUGAUCUGCAGCGGGGUGUCUUUGCUGUGCUUCUCAACCCUGUUUAUUGUGGGAUGUGAAAGCAUUAACCUAGGAGGCAUCAACAUCCCGUACACGACAGGACCUUCUCUGACCAUGCCCCAUAGGAACCUGACAGGAAGCUGCAAUGUUAAUUGUGGUUGUAAAAUACACGAAUAUGAGCCAGUCUGUGGAUCAGAUGGAAUCACGUACUUCAACCCAUGCCUGGCUGGCUGUGUUAACAGUGGCAAUCUUAGCACCGGGGUUCGCAAUUAUACUGAGUGCGCCUGCGUCCAAAGCCGGCAAGUGAUCACCCCGCCCACGGUGGGCCAGCGCAGCCAGCUCCGUGUGGUCAUCGUGAAAACCUAUCUCAAUGAGAAUGGCUACGCUGUGUCUGGGAAGUGCAAACGCACCUGCAACACCCUCAUCCCCUUCUUGGUCUUCCUGUUCAUAGUUACCUUCAUCACAGCCUGUGCCCAACCUUCAGCCAUCAUAGUGACACUCAGGUCCGUGGAAGAUGAGGAAAGGCCCUUUGCGCUGGGAAUGCAGUUUGUUUUGUUGCGAACACUUGCAUACAUUCCUACUCCGAUUUACUUUGGAGCUGUGAUUGACACCACCUGUAUGCUCUGGCAGCAGGAAUGUGGAGUGCAGGGGUCUUGCUGGGAGUACAACGUGACGUCGUUCCGUUUCGUCUACUUCGGUUUGGCGGCUGGCCUCAAAUUUGUGGGCUUUAUUUUUAUUUUCCUGGCCUGGUACUCUAUCAAAUACAAAGAAGAUGAACUGCAGAGGCAGAGGUGCAGAGAAUUCCCGCUGAGGACUGUGAGUGAGCUAGUGGGCCAGCCUAACAAAGCGGAGAAAUACGCCCGGACUACAUCCUGCCCGGCCUUCAGCACCCAGGCGGAAUUUCAGGAAGAAACUGGUCUGCAAAAGGGAUUCCCAGGCACUACACAGACCUACCCUGGGCCUUUCCCAGAAGCAAUAAGUUGCUCUGCAGAUCCUGGGCUAGACGAGAGCCCCAGUUCUGCUCUGUAGCGUCCCUGCUGAAGCCCGGAAAAGGAAGACAUGUUUUGUUGGUUGAGUUGAAUAUGGCGAGUUGAGAAACACCUGUGCCUUCUUACUUCCUUUUUUAAAAACCUCUACAGACACAAUCCUCAAACCAACAAAACUCAGUCUACACAGCCUCUGUUGUUUGAGGGCUGGAUACCUCAACCAGACUGACAGCUUCCCCUCUCUUUUUCCAGGGAGGAGCUUAGAUACAUCGGUUACCACUUUCGCUGGGUUCACUUCAUGCUCACGCUCCUAUAUGGUAAAAGCCUGAGGCCCCGUGGUGAACCAUGGGCAAGGCUGUGACCACGCAUAUCAUUAGCUUACCCUCCAGAGGGAGGUGAGCUUGACCAUGACUUUGCAUCAGCAAGGCAGAGUUCUUAGGUUUGAACACCUACUGUGGGUUCUGCUCCAAAGCACAAUUUGCCUCAACUAUGCAAUCUGAUCGGAACGAUAGAAGUGUGGCGUGCCCCUUUGGCUUUCAAGAAUAAAGCAGAUGUUUUUGAUAAUUGGAAGCUGAAUGUUCCCUAAAGCGCUGUGAAAAGCAUUUUAAGCCAUAGCAGACGUAUCAAUCAGGUAGAAAAACUUCAAAUGCUUCAAAGAACUGUAUGCCACAAUGUAAUGAAUGACAACAGAAUUUCCUACGAUCUGUUUUUCUUCUUAGUCUGUUUACGCCAUCAUACGGUAGAUCAAGAGGCUGCUGAAUCAUACAUCUGAUAGCUUGACUAUUUAAACUACAGUAUUCUUUCCUAAGGGGCUUUAAAACUAGUGUGCUAAAUAGGAUGGUUAGAAACUAUAAUUUGAGAUGCUUAAUAAAGAAGGAAACGGCUUUCCUAUCUGAGGAAAUGGCUGUCAAAAUCCAGCUCUGAAGGACCCACUAAACAUUGCUAAGGAUUACUACUAUCUUGACAUUCAAAGUAGUGGAUAAAGAAAUUCCCGGGGUAAGAUUGAGUCCCUACUGGGGAUUUAUUUCAUUAUAGCCUCAACUGGCAAGUCUCUACUGUUUUUUUUUU
Alexandromys fortis (reed vole) is the source of this 4202-nucleotide messenger RNA. It is a transcript of the gene Slco5a1, whose product is annotated as solute carrier organic anion transporter family member 5A1. The record is from RefSeq and is a predicted model, not a curated record. Gene Ontology annotation, cellular component: plasma membrane. The transcript is spliced from 10 exons. Gene Ontology annotation, molecular function: protein binding. Gene Ontology annotation, biological process: sodium-independent organic anion transport; transmembrane transport. Lineage: Eukaryota; Metazoa; Chordata; Mammalia; Rodentia; Cricetidae. Bases 628 to 3177 code for a protein of 849 amino acids.